AUGCCUUUCUGGCACCCAGGACGCAUCGUGAAAACCACGCAGUUCGAUGCUUUCAUUUGCGCAGUCAUCAUGCUGAACACCCUGGUGAUGGCUUUUGAGUCGCAGUACUUGGGCCUCCAGAGAGGCUACGACUUGGGGUAUCCGCGCUUCACUCUGCCCGCCAGUGAAGAGUGGCCAAUUGCGGAUCUCGCUUUUUUCAUGCUAGAUUGGGUUUUCGGAGUGAUCUACUUCCUGGAGAUUUGCAUCAAGAUUACCGGACUGAAGUGCGCCUUCAUGAAGGAUCCAUGGAACUACUUCGACACUUCCUUGGUGCUGUUCUGGCUGGUGGAGAAAACCUUGAGCGCGUAUGCCACCUUGGACCAGGGACUCUUGCGAGUGCUGCGAAUGGGUCGCGUGUUGCGUCUUUUGCGGCUGGUGAAGACUAUCCAAGGUUUUGAUGCAUUGUAUAUCAUGACGACAGCUAUGCAGGGCAGCGUCACAGUGUUGUUCUGGUCAUUUGUGCUACUCAUGGUGGUGCAGACCCUCAUUGCGUUUACGCUCAACCAAGCCUUGGAUAGCUACUUCAAGGACAAGACUAAGCCUAUCAACGAGCAGCACCAGGUGUUCGAGUAUUUCGGAACCGCAGGGCGUGCUAUGUUCACAAUGUUCGAGCUAACGCUGGCGAAUUGGCCUGUGGCUGCGCGUAUCUUGCAGGAGAAUGUUACGGAAUACUAUGGCAUCUUCUCAGUGGCAUACAAGCUCGUUAUUGGCUUCGCGGCUGUUGGAAUCAUCAAUGCGGUCUUUAUGCAAGAGACCUUCAAAGUGGCAGCAUCGGAUGAUAAGCUUAUGAUGCGUCAGAAGGAGCGAGAUCGAAUGUUGCACACCAAGAAGAUGCGGACAUUGUUUGCCGCUGCCGACGAAUCUGGUGAUGGAGUUCUUGAUCAAGAUGAGUUCAGAGAGAUCAUGAACAGCCCGGAUAUCAGGACGUGGCUCGCAGCACAGGAGCUUCCAGUCCGAGACCCGGACCUCCUAUGGAAGCUUCUUGACGACGGAGAUGCAGAAUUAACUGCUGAUGAGCUGGUCGUAGGAGUGGAGCGGCUAAAAGGCAAUGCCAAAGGCAUUGACCUUGCUGCCUUUAUGAUGGAGACACGCGAGUUUCAGAGCAAGAUUUGCCAGAAGCUCGGAAUUGAGCCGGACCCGAAGGAGGAGGAUGAUGACGAUGAUGACGACUGA
This is a messenger RNA of Symbiodinium pilosum, 1212 nucleotides long. Lineage: Eukaryota; Dinophyceae; Suessiales; Symbiodiniaceae. The record is from the annotation of a GenBank genome assembly.